Caenorhabditis elegans is the source of this 1035-nucleotide messenger RNA. RefSeq names its product T20D4.11-like domain-containing protein (gene T28A11.18). Bases 4 to 606 code for a protein of 200 amino acids. The record is from RefSeq and is marked reviewed. NCBI's taxonomy places the organism in Eukaryota, Metazoa, Nematoda, Chromadorea, Rhabditida, Rhabditidae. The transcript has 3 exons.
AAAAUGAUAGGAUUCCUCAAACUUGCCAUUAUUGGCACUGUGUUUUUGGGUGUUGUUCAUCAAGCAGUUUCUACGGCAGCACAAGACGCCGGCUGUACUGAUGAAGAAUCACUUAGGACACAUUCUUGUGACCUGGUUCUGGCCGAUUUCCUCGAAAAUCCUGGCAACCUCGACGUGAAGAACAAAAAGAGGUUAAAGGAAUACAAGGAUGAUUGCCAUAACGUACUCAGUUGCUACAACAAAAUCAAAUGUUUGGGAACAAAUGGGGAAAAAAUUCCAGCGGUUAAGUAUAUUGGAAAGCAUUGCAGAGCUACGGAUUACGUACACGAUGAUUUUGCCAAGUGUAGUGACAAAUUGAAUGCAAAGAAAUCAACAUGUUUCGAUGACUGGGACCCAAUUCCAAACAACGUCACUACUGAAAAAGUCCCAAAAAAAUUUGACCAGUUGAUGAGUGAGUCUUGUAAAACAUGUUUUGGAAAAGACAACUGCAUGAUGAAGGAAAUUAAAGAAACAUGUGGCCAACAAGAGUGGGACUUAUUCCGUGUGCAUUUCAUAAUUAUCGCUGGUGGAUUUUUCGACAAGUGUGACUUCAGCAGGCUGGAUUAAAUUUUAUGUGUUGUUAAAUGACUCCUACAAAAUUAAUCAAAAGUGGCAAAACCUUAUCAAAACUUUUUUUUCAAAUAUAAUUUUACGAUUCGCGUUGUUUGUGAGACUUUGAAAGCUCUUGCAAAAAAUCAGAAGUUUAGGAGAAACAUCACAGAAACAGUUUCCUGUGUUGAUUACAGAGUGUUUAAAGCCGCAAAAAUAUUUGGGGUGGCCUAUUCUGAGAAAUCACUUUCAAAUCACACAAUUCUCGUUUUGAAGUCCAAGGCUUUAAGAACUUACUGUCCAUGUCAGUAGUAUAAAAAAGAAUUUUCAAGUUUGUCCAUCUUAUGUCGCUACGUUCUGAAAAAGUGGCAGUUACCCUAUUUUUGAAGUUUGGUCUUUUUUCGAUGAAUUUAUAAGAUUUUUCAAUAAAAAAGGCUCUUCUUCUUG